Aspergillus aculeatinus CBS 121060 is the source of this 1428-nucleotide messenger RNA. RefSeq lists its product as uncharacterized. The record is from RefSeq and is a predicted model, not a curated record. Lineage: Eukaryota; Fungi; Ascomycota; Eurotiomycetes; Eurotiales; Aspergillaceae. The coding region runs from base 134 to 1069 and encodes 311 amino acids. The transcript has 2 exons.
CCGGACUGAUGUGGGCUGACGGGUAAAGUUCAGAGUAUAUAAAUGAACAUCCGCAUUGUCAGGUCACCCCUGGUGGUCUCCGCAAGAAUCCAAUCACUCCUAGCCUCGACUGAAUAGCAUACUGGGUGUAAGAAUGUCUGUCCCCGACUGUGCUCCAUCUGAUGCGCCUCUCGACAUAGCUGCAAUUGGCGCCGCGGAUCGUGUCUUCCUCCAACUCUGGUACUACCACCAUACCGAGCUUCAUUAUUCCUGGGUGGUCCAGAAGGAGACCCCGUGGCUCCGUGCACUGGGUGGGCCUCAGCAAGGUCUUGCCUGUUUCCUGGAAGCCGUGACGCAGUCUCUGACCGCAGCAAGUCUCAUGGAACAGUGCCCGAUUGAUGAGAGCAGCGCCUACGGGAAAAUGGUGAACGAGCGGCUCCGUGGGGGCCUCGAGCUGGUCUCUUACCACUGGGGUCAUUACGCGCCCACCCUGGCCCGACUCUACCGGGAGAGAAGGGGGCGGGCGCGGAGGUUUCUGGAUCCCGAUCUCUGGCUAGCUUCCUAUGGGGAAAACUGGGUGUCGCAGGCCUUCCACAUCAUGGCCAUCUUCGACCAGGCGUUCGCAGCCUUGGGUGAUUCGCAGUUUGAGCCGAUCAUCCGCGCCUGCAUUCAGAAGUAUGUGGGAACCGCCGCCGUUGCUCGCAUGGGCACUGAUAACACGCAGCAACCGCGCCAUCCGACCCCGUUCGAACAUGGCCACGACUGCCAGAUCUGUUGCCGCCCGCUGGGAGACAAGCUCGAGACCAUCUUCUGGUGCAAGCGCUACUGCGGCUUCGCCGCCCACGUCGGCUGUAUUCGGGAGUGGUGUCGAGGACGGGGACUGGGGCACCCACAAGAAGCCCCGCACCGAAACACCUGUCUGCACUGUCGUCAACCCUGGCUGAGUCCCUGGGGGGAGUGUUUCGCGGUGCCCUUGUGUGACUGCCGUCUCGAUUGGUCGAUUGACGAUACUCAAGAGGCACCGCGCCAGAUGUCUAAAGGCUUGCCUGAGCGGCCCUGUCCGCCACUCGAGUGGCAUAGUUUGUAUUAGGGCUCAUGGUGGGCUACCUGUCCCAAACUGGCAUAACCCCAACUUGGCCGGCGGAUUGCCUUGCCAGCCAUCUCUUCAAGUUUCUGGGGGUUGUCCGGGUCGUCGAGCUUUUCAGGCCGCAUAUUGUACUAGACGGGAUUUCUUCAGUGAGACAGUGAUUGGUAUUGUCAUAGGAAGGGAAAUUAAGGAAGCAAACUAGUGUUUUCGCAACGCCGCACGUAGAAAGGAGGUGAAGUCGAGGAGGAGGAGACGGGAAGGAAGGUCUCGGUGUACGGGAGACCGCACGGUCAUGGUAGUUACCAGCCGCUCCACCUCAGCAAGAGGGGGACUGGGUCUCUAUGCUCCAAGCUCAAUCUCAU